UUUCGAUACAACGUACAACUUCAGUUGGAUGUUUUGAACUUACGUUUCGUUUCGAAUGAACAACGUAUACACUAGCAGAAGACGCAAGUGAUGACUCGCUCGAUUCUGAUUGGACACCCGUACGGAAGAUGCAGAUCAGAAGGGCAACUCUAAUACAUCCGGAAUGUCAUGUCCUUAAUUGUCGCUUCAUUAGAAGCUAAACCAUGAACCGAUCCGAACGAUGCUCUGCCCACAGUCACAAAAUAGUCGACGUUACCCGGAAUCCAGAUCUUGACUAUCUAGCAGACAGUCUAAAAACUUUUAAAAUAUUUUACUGAUUAUCGUCGCUUCAUUUCACCUGCUUCUGACUCGAUGGUGAGCAUUUCCACAUAUGAUACCAAUCAAAAGCUCUGCGCCUAGCGCACGUCUUCUACGAACUCUAAUUUAGCACUGAUGAUUAUGAAUCGUCAGCUACGUCAUCACCUAUUAAAGCCCAUUGGCGGAGAGAGGAACAGUAGAAGCGCAGCCGGUGCAGCCCUAACAAAACACUUGUGACAAAGUAUAACGCAUCUGAUUUAUUCGAUAAGCGCUGCAUAUGAUGGAGACCAAUUCGGAAGGAUGACAAGCUAGCAUCAGUUAUGACAUAAUAAAUCUUCAGCUGGAUUGUGGAAGACUAAGCAUAUGUGUUCCCAUAUGUGCGCACCUAUUGUACGUAUGCUACACACGCAGUUUACAACGACAGUACUAGAUCCGGGUAACGUGAUAAAAGAUCCAAACAAGGUGGCCAAAUAGAAUAUUCUAGAUUUAUAUAAUAUGAAGCACAAUUGUAUAUAAACGGGUUGAAAGUACUUUGUUGGUCCACACUCUCCUGUUUCUCCAGCAGUACAACAGCUCAACAUGAUGCUACGCUGGAUCACUUUCUCUAUUGUGCUGGUUGCGGUAAUCGCCGGUGUCGUUGAAAAUGAAGUUGACGAACAACCGUUUCUUCGUGAAUUUUCCGAGGACGAAAUGAGGAUGAGCGAAGAAGCUGGUUACAGUUACGUCGAUCGAUUGACCCAACUGGAAGAGGACCUCUUCGCACAGGGACAAUACGUCAAGGAAGACUCACCCUUUUACCGCAUGUCGCAGUUCAAGAAACCUCAGCCAGAAGCCCAGGAACUCUCACGCAAAUCCCUCCUUAUGUUGGAAGCCGCUCGAUACCUCAAAGCGCAGAUGAGCUUGACGGGUGAAGUCAAAGCAGAUCUGCGACAAUUGCUAACCUCUCCUAAACCAACAUCUCCUAAACCAACAACAACUCCUCCUAGAACAACAACAACCACUCCCAAACCAACCACAAAAACUACUAAACCAACCACAACAACCACUAAACCCACCUCAACAACAACUAAACCAACCACAAAAACAACUAAACCAACCACAACAACAACUAAACCAACCACAACAACAACUAAACCAACCACUAAAACUACUAAACCAACAACCACAACAACUCCUAAAACAACAUCCACAAAAACAACUAAAGCAACAUCCACAACAACAACUAAAGCAACAUCCACAACAACUCCUAAAGCAACUUCCACAACAACUCCUAAAGCAUUUUCCACAACAACAACUAAAGCAACAACUUCUACAAGGACGUCAACUACAAUCGGAAGCACUACCACCAGUCCCUCCAGCACCAAUAAUACUUGCCUUGGUGUGACAACGUGCCCCACAGUUUCCAAAUACCGUACGUUUGAUGGAUCUUGCAACAGCUUGACACUCACAAACCUUGGCAAAUCUUUCACUGACUAUCGCCGUUUGAGUUCACCCGCAUACGCAGAUGGUAUUCAAUCUCCCCGUGUGUCUAGUAACGGUUCAGAGUUGAACAGUGCACGUCUUAUAAGCACCACCAUCUUCGGAGGUGCUGACAGACCCCUCAGUACCACUACAUUAGCACUGAUGCAGUUUGGACAGUUUAUUAACCACGAUUUUGAAUCAACGACUCAGUUCACCUUUACAAACGGAUCGGACAUCAGCUGCUGUUCCAGUACCGGUGGCACGUUGAACGCUUCCCAACUUCAUCCGGCUUGUUUACCCGUUUCCGUACCAACCAACGAUAGAUUCUGGAACGUCAACUCACCGUCCAUCACAACCUGCAUGAACUUUGUUCGCUCCAUCUCCGGUCCGCGACUGGAUUGCAGCAUUGGAUACGCCGACCAACUCAAUCAAAACACGCACUGGAUGGAUGCCUCCACGGUUUACGGAUCGACUCCGGCAACUGCCGCUUCACUCCGUAGUUUCACCGGCGGUCUUUUAUUGACAACCAAAGACGCAAUUAGUGCAACAACCAGUCGAGAUUUACUUCCAUUGACGUCUCCCUGCACCACUGGUGCUUGUUUUUUGGCAGGUGAUUCGAGAGCUACUGAGCAGCCACAACUAACUGUCAUGCAUACCAUCUGGCUUCGUGAACACAACCGAAUCGCCAAGGCAUUGGCUGUUGUUAAUCCAACAUGGAAUGACACAAUCCUGUUUCAGGAGGCCAGACGAAUCGUCAUCGCAGAAAUGCAACAUAUUACCUACAAAGAAUUCAUCACUGCUUUGUUGAGUCCGGGAACCAUUACCAAGUACAGUCUUGCUCCACUGGCAUCCGGUUUUCUUACGAAUGCCAACACCAGCAGAGUAUCUACCGGACCCAUCAGUAACGAAUUUGCCACUGCUGCUUUCCGUAUGGGUCAUUCUCUCGUUCAAGGAUCAGUCCAACUUUUUGCUGAAAACGGCACAUUGCUGACGAGUUCUUAUACCAUGAGCGAUACCUUUAACAAUGCGGCAAUGCUCGUCAAUGACAAAACAUAUUUGGAUGCCGUUAUUCGGGGUCUUCUCACCGAACCUUCUCAAUCAGUGGACCAAAAUGUGGACGACUCGUUGUGGAAUCGGCUCUUUAGAGCGAGAAACAUCCGGUUUGAUGUUGUUGCUUUAAACAUCCAACGCGGCCGCGAUCAUGGUAUUCCAAGCUACAAUACCUAUCGCCAAUUUUGCGGUUUUACGAAAGCCACCAGUUUCGCUGAUUUGAGCGUUCCAUCGACAACUAAUCCAGUUAUCAAGCCAGAUUUGGUUCCUCUUCUACAGCAGGUGUAUAACUCUGUUGAUGAUAUUGAUGUCUACGUAGCUGGACUUUUGGAAGCGCCUCUCGGUGGUUCCAUCGCCGGACCAACUUUAAACUGUUUACUGGGUGAACAAUUCAAUCAGAUUAAGUAUGCCGAUCGCUAUUUCUACGAACUUGGUGGUCAAGCUCACUCAUUUUCCUCAGCCCAGUUAUCCGAAAUCAGAAAAGCUAGUUUGGCACGCAUUUUUUGCGACAACAGUGACGGCACAGUUUUGAGCGUUCAGCCCAAAGCUUUCAUUCCAGUCAGCGCGACGAAUGCCAAAGUCCUUUGCACUGGAACCACUAUCCCAAGUUUGAACUUAACAAUGUGGAAAAACGAAGUUUUAUUCUAAUUAAUUACAUAAUCAAGCUUUUCAUCUACCACUAAGAUUUCAACAUUAUUGUAUGAAUCAUUGGCAAAAAAAAAAUGAAUUUAUAAAGUUAAUUGUUAAACAGCUUCGAAGGUUUCAAAUGUUGGGUGAUGGCAAUAAAUACAAGCAACUGAAAUAAAAA
Messenger RNA from Daphnia pulex (common water flea), 3616 nucleotides. RefSeq names its product peroxidase-like. The record is from RefSeq and is a predicted model, not a curated record. Gene Ontology annotation, biological process: response to oxidative stress. NCBI's taxonomy places the organism in Eukaryota, Metazoa, Arthropoda, Branchiopoda, Diplostraca, Daphniidae. Bases 877 to 3456 code for a protein of 859 amino acids. Gene Ontology annotation, molecular function: peroxidase activity; heme binding. The transcript is spliced from 19 exons.